UCUUCUCUUCCUCAUCGUUCUUUCCGUUUCUCUUCUACCAAAAAAAAAAAAAAAAAGUCAUCACAGUGGUUCCCUCACCGCUGCGAAUUUCAACGCCGGCGAUCGCAUUUCUCCGGUGAGAGAUAGAGAGAGAUCGGAGGGUAUGGCGAGCAGAGUUGACCACGAGUAUGACUACUUGUUCAAGAUCGUGCUGAUCGGCGACUCUGGAGUCGGCAAAUCCAACAUUCUCUCACGGUUCACCAGAAACGAGUUCUGCUUGGAGUCAAAGUCCACCAUCGGCGUCGAGUUCGCCACCAGAACUCUUCAGGUCGAAGGAAAAACUGUCAAGGCACAGAUCUGGGAUACAGCAGGGCAGGAGCGAUAUCGUGCUAUCACCAGUGCAUACUAUAGAGGGGCAGUGGGUGCUCUCCUUGUCUAUGACAUAACUAAGCGCCCAACAUUUGAUAAUGUUCAAAGGUGGCUCCGUGAAUUGAGGGACCACGCAGAUUCUAAUAUUGUCAUCAUGAUGACUGGAAACAAGUCUGACUUGAACCAUCUUAGAGCUGUUUCAGAGGAUGAUGGUCAGGCACUGGCUGAGAGGGAAGGUCUCUCAUUUCUUGAGACAUCAGCACUUGGAGCAACCAAUAUUGAGAAGGCAUUUCAAACUAUUUUAACAGAGAUCCACCAUAUCAUUAGCAAAAAGGCACUGGCAGCCCAGGAAGCAGUCGCGAGCACUACCCUUCCUGGUCAAGGAACUACUAUCAAUGUUGGUGAUGCUUCUGGGAAUACGAACAAAAGGGGUUGCUGCUCUACAUAAACAGAUGACUGACACCUAGGGGAGGAGAAGGAUUUGCUGGAUAAAACAUUUUUUAGUUUUUUCUUCCUUUUUGGGUGAAAGGGGGAGAACCAUGUAGAAUACAGUUUUACUUAAUUGAGUUGUGAUAAGGAAGCUUGUGAAUCAAAAUUUACAGUGGUUAUGGUACUUUUUUGGGGGUCUGCUUUACCGUAUGCGCUAUUUAUGUUUGAAAAAUUGUAACUAUUGAAAUUUGGAAUGUUGGGUGGAAACUUGGCAUCUCGAAUUAAAGAAUUAAUGGAACAAAAGAGACCUUGUUUGUUCAGAGCUU
This is a messenger RNA of Fragaria vesca subsp. vesca, 1103 nucleotides long. RefSeq names its product ras-related protein Rab11C-like. Gene Ontology annotation, molecular function: GTPase activity; GTP binding. The transcript is spliced from 3 exons. Gene Ontology annotation, cellular component: endosome. Bases 143 to 796 code for a protein of 217 amino acids. Lineage: Eukaryota; Viridiplantae; Streptophyta; Magnoliopsida; Rosales; Rosaceae. The record is from RefSeq and is a predicted model, not a curated record.